AUGUUUUAGGGCAAACCCUCUAAGAUCUUAACCCUUCUACUUAUACAUCAAAAUAACUAGAUUUUGUUAGCCAUGAAAAAGAGAGGGUUUGGAAUGGGCAAAUACAAUGGAUUUGGAGGUAAAGUGGAAAAGAAUGGAGAAUCAAUUUUUUAAGCAGCAAUAAGGGAAACUUAAGAGGAAGGUUGUAUUACUCCUACAGAUGCAUAGUUUAUUGGGUAUAUCAAGAUGGAUUAUGACUGUGAAAAAGAAACACUCAAAGUACAUAUCUUCAAGGCCACUCAAUUUGAUGGAGAAGUUAAAGAGACCGAAGAAAUGAAACCACAAUGGUUCGAUGUUGCAAAAAUACCCUACAAUUAAAUGUGGAUUGAUGAUUAAUAUUGGUUUCCAUAUAUGCUUGAGAACAAAUGUUUUUCUGGCUAUUUGCAAUUUGAAGGACAUGAGAAAUUAAUCUUAUCAGAAUUAAAAGAAGUUACAAAUUAAGAGUUAAUGAGCAUUUCAGAGAUGGAAUCUGAAAUAAGAUUGUAAUGAUCAAUUAUAUUUCGUCAUUAAUUAAAAAUGUAUAAUCAAAGUUC
Molecule: messenger RNA, 572 nt
Organism: Paramecium tetraurelia
Lineage: Eukaryota; Ciliophora; Oligohymenophorea; Peniculida; Parameciidae
Exons: 1
Biological process (GO): DNA protection
Molecular function (GO): 8-oxo-7,8-dihydroguanosine triphosphate pyrophosphatase activity
Source: RefSeq, a predicted model, not a curated record